AUGGAGUUCUUCCCGAGCAAAGGACCAAGUGUUGUUGCCCGAACAGUGGACCUAUUGUUUGGCGGCAACAAAGAUGCUUUGAUAUUGGACGCAGGAGCUGGGACUGGAGUAGGAGGGAAAGAGCUUCAAAACCUUGGAUUUACAAACCUGGAGGCUUUGGAUGGUUGCCAGGCGAUGUUAGACAUAGCCAAUCAGAGGGGAGUUUACAACAGGACUAUUUGUGAUUUGUUAGGACCAAACAGAUUGGAUGUCGAUUCAGGCUAUUACGACUGUGUGGUGUGCGUUGGAGCUAUGGCGGCGGGCAAUGCCAAUGCUGGUUGCCUUCCAGAACUGAUCAGGAUAACAAAAUCUGGCGGGUAUGUUGUCAUAGCAACGAGAGAGAUACACAUCCCAGAAUGUGGGUAUGACGGCAAAAGUUGGGACGACUGCUUGAAGAUUCACGAAGACAACGGGCUGUGGAAGAAAGUGGAAAUAAAGAAAGUCGAAGACUAUUUUUGCGACCACAUUGGCAUCAUUUUCAUUUACCGCAUCAUGUAAAGACCAGACCCACAGUUUCAGUGUGAUAUCUGUAAAUGGUACAUUUUGAGAAAUGUUAACGUAGGAAUGCGUACCAAUCGACUGCCGUUCCAUUGCUUGAUAUGCGGUGAAUCAUCUGGGUAGUUUUCUGAGGGCUGA
Lingula anatina is the source of this 675-nucleotide messenger RNA. RefSeq names its product methyltransferase-like protein 27. Gene Ontology annotation, molecular function: S-adenosylmethionine-dependent methyltransferase activity. NCBI's taxonomy places the organism in Eukaryota, Metazoa, Brachiopoda, Lingulata, Lingulida, Lingulidae. The record is from RefSeq and is a predicted model, not a curated record.